This is a messenger RNA of Sciurus carolinensis (gray squirrel), 921 nucleotides long. RefSeq names its product peroxiredoxin 5 (gene Prdx5). Gene Ontology annotation, biological process: cell redox homeostasis; cellular response to oxidative stress; hydrogen peroxide catabolic process. The transcript has 6 exons. Gene Ontology annotation, cellular component: peroxisome; cytoplasm; mitochondrion. The coding region runs from base 92 to 739 and encodes 215 amino acids. Gene Ontology annotation, molecular function: thioredoxin peroxidase activity. The record is from RefSeq and is a predicted model, not a curated record. NCBI's taxonomy places the organism in Eukaryota, Metazoa, Chordata, Mammalia, Rodentia, Sciuridae.
UGCAGGGCCCCGGGGUCGCGUAGGCUUCAGGCCCCGCCUCAUGUGAAGUCCCGGGCAGGUGGGCGGGACGGCCGCGGUCCUUAGGGCGGGCAUGGGGCUGGCGGACUUAUUCGUGCUGGGACGCAGAGCUUGCUCGGUACUCGCCAGUGCGGCCGCUACUGAGUCCGCGGCGGCGGCAGCAAGACAGCGGCUGGAAGGAGGAGGGUGGGCGCGUGGAGGGGUCCGCAGUUUCAGCAGCACCGCCGCAGCCAUGGCCCCAAUCAAGGUGGGAGAUGCUCUCCCCUCUGUGGAGGUGUUUGAAGGGGAGCCUGGGAACAAGGUGAACCUGGCGGAGCUGUUCAAGGGCAAGAAGGGUAUAUUGUUCGGAGUCCCUGGGGCAUUUACCCCUGGCUGUUCUAAGACGCACCUGCCUGGCUUUGUGGAGCAGGCUGGGGCGCUAAAGGCCAAGGGGGUGCAGGUGGUGGCAUGUCUGAGUGUGAACGAUGUCUUUGUGACUGGAGAGUGGGGACGAGCCCACAAGGCAGAAGGCAAGGUUCGGCUCCUGGCUGACCCCACUGGGGCCUUUGGGAAGGAGACAGAUUUAUUACUAGAUGAUUCCUUGGUGCCCCUUUUUGGGAAUCACCGGCUCAAGAGGUUCUCCAUGGUGAUAGAGGAUGGCAGGGUGAAGGCCCUUAACGUGGAACCGGACGGCACAGGCCUCACCUGCAGCCUGGCCCCCAACAUCCUCUCGCAGCUUUGAGGCGCUGACAUGGACACGCUCCCUCUGCCCUCUCCUGUCGCCUGCGCUUGAACACUUCAGGCUCAGGGCUGGGGUUGUGGCUCAGAGGUGGGGCACUCGCCUAGCUCAUGUGAGGUACUGGGUUUGAUCCUCAGCACCGCAGAAAAAUAAAAUAAAGGUAUUGAGUCCAUCUACAACUUAAA